Molecule: messenger RNA, 2835 nt
Organism: Cynocephalus volans (Philippine flying lemur)
Lineage: Eukaryota; Metazoa; Chordata; Mammalia; Dermoptera; Cynocephalidae
Gene: ATF6
Product: activating transcription factor 6
Exons: 16
Coding region: 51-2033 (660 amino acids)
Biological process (GO): endoplasmic reticulum unfolded protein response; regulation of transcription by RNA polymerase II
Cellular component (GO): nucleus
Molecular function (GO): RNA polymerase II cis-regulatory region sequence-specific DNA binding; DNA-binding transcription factor activity, RNA polymerase II-specific
Source: RefSeq, a predicted model, not a curated record
AGGGUAGAGGAGCUUGUGUUUUGGAGAAGCCGGCUAGUGCUGCCGGCACCAUGGAGUCACGUUUUAGCCCGGUACUCUCCCACAGGCCGAAUGAAGAUUGGGAGUCUACCCUGUUUGCUGAACUUGGUUAUUUCACAGACACUGAUGAGCUGCAAUUGGAUGCAGUAAAUGAGAUUUAUGAAAACAAUUUUGAUCAUCUUGAUUUUGAUUUGGAUUUGAUGCCUUGGGAGUCAGACAGUUGGGACAUCAACAACCAAUUCUGUACAGUUAAAGAUGUUAAGGCAGAACCUCAGCCGCUUUCUCCAGCCUCGUCAAGUUCUUCACUCUCAUCUCCUCUCUCAGUGGACUCCUAUUCUUCAACUCAGCAUGUUCCUGAGGAGUUGGAUUUGUCUUCUAGUUCCCAGAUGUCUCCCCUUUCCUUAUAUGGUGAAAGUUGUAAUAGUCCCUCCUCAGCAGAGUCACUGAAGGAAGAUAAGCUUGUCAUUAGUCCAAGGAAUAAAACUGAAAACGGACUGACUCCAAAGAAAAAAAUCCAGAUGAAUUCAAAACCUUCAAUUCAGCCUAAGCCUUUAUUGCUUCCAGCAGCACCCAAGACUCAAACAAACCCCAGCGUUUCAGCAAAAACCAUCAUUAUUCAGACAUUACCAACACUUAUGCCAUUGGCAAAGCAGCAACCAAUAAUCAGUAUACAACCUGCACCCACUAAAGGUCAGACAGUUUUGCUCUCUCAACCUACUGUGGUGCAACUUCAGGCACCUGGAGUUCUGCCCUCUGCUCAGCCAGUCCUUGCUGUUGCUGGGGGAGUCACCCAACUACCUAAUCAUGUGGUGAAUGUGGUACCGGUGCCUGUGGCAAAUAGCCCAGUGAAUGGAAAACUUUCCGUGACUAAACCUGUCCUACAUAGUACCGUGAGAAGUGUGGGUUCAGAUAUUGCUGUGCUAAGGAGACAGCAACGUAUGAUAAAAAAUCGAGAGUCUGCUUGUCAGUCCCGCAAGAAGAAGAAAGAGUAUAUGUUAGGGUUAGAGGCAAGGUUAAAGGCCGCCCUUUCAGAGAACGAGCAACUGAAGAGAGAGAAUGGGACACUGAAGAGGCAGCUGGAUGAAGUUGUAUCAGAGAACCAGAGGCUUAAAGUCCCUAAUCCAAAGCGAAGAGCUGUCUGUGUGAUGAUAGUAUUGGCAUUUAUAAUACUAAACUAUGGACCCAUGAGCAUGCUGGAACAGGAUUCCAGGAGAAUGAACCCUAGCGUGAGCCCUGCAAAUCAAAGGAGGCAUCUUCUAGAAUUUUCUGCUAAAGAGGUGCAAGACACAUCAGAUGGCAUCAUCCAGAAAAACAGUUACAGAUAUGAUCAUUCAGUUUCAAAUGACAAAGCCCUAAUGGUGCUAACUGAUGAACCACUACUUUAUAUUCCUCCACCACCUUGUCAACCCCUGAUUAAUACAACAGAAACUCUCAGGUUAAAUCAUGAACUUCGAGGGUGGGUUCAUAGACACGAAGUGGAAAGGACCAAGUCGAGAAAAAUGACGAAUAAUCAACAGAAAACUGGCAUUCUUCAGCGUGCUCUGGAACAGGGCUCAAAUUCUCAGCUCAUGGCUGUCCAAUACACAGAAACUUCUAGUAGUAUCAGCGGGAACUCGGGGAAUGAGCUGCAAGUCUAUUAUGCUUCUCCCAGAAGUUAUCAAGACUUCUUUGAAGCCAUCCGCAGAAGGGGAGACACAUUUUAUGUUGUGUCAUUUCGAAGGGAUCACCUGCUGUUACCAGCUACCACCCAUAACAAGACCACAAGACCAAAAAUGUCAAUUGUAUUACCAGCAAUAAACAUAAAUGAUAAUGUGAUCAAUGGGCAGGAUUAUGAAGUGAUGAUGCAGAUUGACUGUCAGGUGAUGGAUACCAGGAUCCUCCACAUCAAAAGCUCAUCAGUUCCUCCUUACCUCCGAGAUCAGCAGAGGAAUCAAACCAACACCUUUGUUGGUUCCUCUCCAGGAGGCACGGAGGCAACCCAUGUUGUCAGCACGAUCCCUGAGUCAUUACAGUAGUACCCUGCGGCCACAUUGGAAAACUAAGAGUGGGACCCUGCCAAAUUGAUGAGCGGGUGAGAGAAAUACUGCUUUCUGCCUUCUUGGUGGCAAGCAGAGAACUGCCUCAUACUAGAAUUCAAGUGGGAAAGAGAAAAAAAGAAGCUGCUCUAUUUUUCACCAUCUGCCCAUCUACUUGGAAAGCACUGGACUUCAGAUGCAAGAGAACAACAUAUCUCCAGUGGCAAACGUAUAGUCCUGCAUCCUGCAGUGUUACAUGGUGUGGUUUUUUUGGUACUUUGUAAACUGCUUUUCCCUCUGUAUUUGUUUUACGUUUAAAUAGUCAUCUUCUUUCAAAUAAGAUCCACUUGCCCUUUCUGCCAUUUCACUUAUUGAUACAGUAAAGUGAUUUUUAUUUAAACUUAUACAGCAGACAGAUGUUCAAAUGAUUUCCACUGAUUGGCUUCCUCAUUCAUUUAAUGCAAACCCACUCUGGAUAUUGUGCUUAUUUGAGAAAACAAAUCUCAAGACCAGAACAACCAAAAACACUCUAGAAAGAGUCAAAACAAUUUGAAACCUUAGGUAUAAGGGAAAAUCUCCAAUUGGUAAAGUUUAUCUUGGGAUUUGUGGUUCACAUAUGAAUGAAUAAUUGUGUUAGGGAUUGGGGGUAGGCAGCACAUUUGAGAGAAUGAAGUGAAAGGGAAGGGUCAGAGGUGGAGUUUUGAGAUAGGAGAUAGCUCCAUUAAUACAUGUGUUUAAAACAUUGUAAGUUUGAUUGGAUUGCAGUUUAAAAUUAAAGCCACAGCUGUCGAGUAUUGACAUA